Messenger RNA from Penicillium oxalicum, 2319 nucleotides. Its product is annotated as WD40 repeat domain-containing protein. Gene Ontology annotation, cellular component: nucleus. Gene Ontology annotation, biological process: positive regulation of transcription by RNA polymerase II. The coding region runs from base 1 to 2319 and encodes 772 amino acids. The record is from RefSeq and is a predicted model, not a curated record. Gene Ontology annotation, molecular function: transcription factor binding. The transcript is spliced from 5 exons. Lineage: Eukaryota; Fungi; Ascomycota; Eurotiomycetes; Eurotiales; Aspergillaceae.
AUGGCAUCGCAACCCCAGCAUCGUUUGUCUCGUUUCGAGCCCUGUGCCUCCACCGCAUCUUUUUUUGUAUACGCACAGGAUUCUGUCAUCACUUGUCUACAUCAUGACACAUUGGCGGUAGAGCGCCGCUUCACCAGCCAUCAGGACAACAUCGACUUCAUAGCGGUCGACAACGUCAGUGAGCGUGGAGCUGGGAGAUUGGUCGUCAGCUACGAUGUGGGCCAAACUGCAAUUGUCUGGGAUAUUUUUACUGGCACUGAGAUCGCACGUUUUGCAUCAUUUGAACAUUUGACGGUUGCUUCGUGGAUGCGCAAUGGCCAUGUUGCUUUUGGCAACGGCAAGGGCGAGGUCAUUCUUUUUGAGCCGCCAACAUCAGAGCACAUUUCGGCCCGUACGAUAUUCGACCCAAUCACCUCUCUCGCACCGGCAGCAGAUUGUCGGACCUAUGCGAUUGGAUAUCAGAAUGGAUCAAUUCUUAUUGCUAACCUUCAACCUCAAUUCACAAUCUUGCAUACAUUGAAUACUUCUAGUGGGCCGUCAGCGAUCAUCUCGUUGUCGUGGCAUGCCUCCUCAUCGAAGCAGAAGUCGGACAUGUUAGCAACCCAGGCCUCAAAUGGUGACUUGCGAGUUUGGAGUGUUGCAAAACCACCUGGAAAAGAGGCGCCUCGAGUGAUUCGUGUCUUGAAAAGAUCCGAUUCGACAUCUGCAGACCCCAAAUGGAUGGCUUGGUCGAAGAAUGGCAAAAUCGUACAAUACUUGGAGGGGGAAACAUGGUCUUGGGACGUUCGAACCAAGCAUGUGACCUAUGAACCGAUCCCCACGAUCCCAGGUGUUCGAGGAAUGGCGAGCUAUGGCCCAACAGCAACGUUGUUUACACUGGGUCCACAGGAUACCGUACAGCAAUAUGAUUUAGAUGCUCCAGCCAUGGUUGCAAAUGUCCAACAUCACGCGAUUAGUUCCAGAACAACAGCUUCUGAAGGAGGGAGAUCGCAGACCAUGUCUCCACGUCGACUUCAAGCCCCGCCAGAGAUCCGUGAAAGGGGCACUGGGAGACGAACACCAUUUGACACCAAUGGCGUAGAGAGUUUGAGACAGGCGCGAGCGGAUGUGGCCAGUCCAGCCUCUUCCAGAAGUCGUACAGAAUCUGUGAGCUCGAAAGCCUCAUCUGAAAAAUAUAGGAUGGAUCGCCCAUUCUCACCACCAAGCCGUUCCGCCCAAAGCGGAACCUCUUUCUCUAUGAGUGAACGAGACACGCCGCAGCCUUCGGCGUCUUACGCCUACGCAUCAUCCAUUUCAAUGUCCUCGGCAAAGAGCUCACGAGCUGGAUCGCGACUGCGCAACGAAGUUCAUUUGAGCCCUGCUGAAAGAAAUAUAGUUGAUCUUUUCCCUUUCACUCGAGCAAGAUUGAACGAUGUCCCAUAUAAACAGACACCACCCCUGGACGAGACACAUCUGACUCCCGACGCCUUGCGGAGGCAAAUGCUUAGCGUGGUCUUUGGGUGGGAUGGUGAUAUUCACGAUCUAUUGAGAGACGAGCUGAGUCGCCACAAGGAAGGAAGCCAAAGCGCAAUCCUGUUAACCAGAUGGCUGAACGAGGACCCUUCAGACCAGCUGGCAGCCAUGCUUGGGCCAGGCCAGGUCACGGUGGCGGACUGGAUGAUAUUAGCUCUCAGUCAGAUGAGCGGGCAGAUGCAGGCAAACAAAGCUGGGCAGGCGUUCGUUCAAAAGCUACUGGAGAUUGGAGACAUCCACACCGCGGCUUCCAUACUCUUGGCCAUGGGGGAUAGCAACGACGCGAUCGAGGUUUAUGUGUCACAAUAUCAUUUUAUGGAGGCUAUCCUCAUGACAUGUCUUCUGAUGCCUACAGACUGGCAACGCCAAUCAUACCUUGUGCGUCGCUGGGGAGAAUUUGUGGUGUCUCACUCUCAGCAACAACUAGCCAUCCGUUGCUUCAUGUGCACAGGCGCCGAGCCCACCGAGCCUUGGACAUCGCCAGCCGCUCAACAGGCUGCUUCCUUUGCAGACAUGAUGCGAGGAAAGUCUCCACUGGCUUCGCCUGAGCCCAUCCAGCCCCUGGGGACAAGUCUCAUGCCGCCCCCAAUCCGCCCGAAAUCCGGAUCAAACCAUCGUCCCUCUGGAAAGACGCCGGCUUUGAAGCUGAUUACUUCCUUCGAUAACCAGUCGAGUAAUAAGUUUCGAUUUCCCGGACUCAAAUCCGAUGAUCGAACGCCUACCAAUGCACCAGGCGUUACUCCGAUUGCAGAAUCUGCGGUGGCUGAUUCGGCUUUAUCUCCUGGUGGUUUCGGUCCUACAAGCUAA